AUGCCUCCCAAGAGAGGACAAAACUACACAGAGAGAGUUAACAAACGACGUCGUGCCGCUGACAGCAGUGCCACUACAGACUCGGGGGUGCAGCCACAUCCAUCACGGCUUCAGCCAGUCCAGUUGCAGGAACCUUCAAAUGCUGCCCGGGCAACCCCACAGCUUACCCUUUCAGCAGAAGUAUUGGCAGUGCUGACAAAUUCCAUCUCAGCAGCAGUAUCAGAAGCACUGUUGACUGUUGCACAGCCCCUGCAACCUGCAACAACGGCAGCAGCAACGGCAUUCCCAGUCGCCCAUCCUUCAACAUCUGCAGCAGCGGCAGCAGUCCCGGAGGUGCAGUUUGUUCCCGAUCCCAUUUCAAUUUCAAGUGCAGAGGUGGUGAACAGAGGUUCAAGCGUUGUAGAAGCAAACCCCACCACUCCCAAUGCUGACCAGUCGGUCCUCAACACCGUCAACAAUGCAGUGCAGCAAGUGACAAGCUCCUUACUACCUGGUGCAGCACCUCAAAGUAAGAACACUUUUUUGUCAACUGCAGUGCCACUAACCCAUCGUGUACCCGAUAAGUUUAAAAAACAAAUAUGGUCCAACGAGUAUGUGGACUUUGCACUACUGUUGAAUAAUAGCUUUACUCACUCAGAUGAUCAUUAUACCUUCAGGGUAGAGAAAGGUGAUGGCGGCAAGCCAGCUUUAGUUUUAGCACCUAAUCCUAAGCGGCAGACGGUUCAAUCAAUUGAGCAGUGGGUCUCAGCCUUUGAGGUGUUUGUCGCCAUCUAUUCAGAAAAAGCCCCUUACGACACCCCGGCCCUCAUGAAGUAUGGGUCUGUCAUCCGAGAGUUAGCCUCUCAGGGAGCCAAUUGGAGGUUCUAUGAUGAGAAUUUCCGUAGCAUUAGGCAGACAGGGGGGCCCCUUGGGACCAAAUUCACUCUGAGCUAUGGCUGA
This is a messenger RNA of Porites lobata, 939 nucleotides long. The record is from the annotation of a GenBank genome assembly. Lineage: Eukaryota; Metazoa; Cnidaria; Anthozoa; Scleractinia; Poritidae.